UAUGCUCUGUCGUCAUAUAGGAGUCAUGUCAUGUUAUAUAUGUAAUUAAUGUAAGUAGGAGUAGGAGUUUCACAAAUAAUUGAUAUUCUCUCAGUUUUACACAUGUUCGUAUUCAAUUGUUGAAACUCUUGAUAAAAAAAUAGAUUAUUUCUUUAACAAAUAAGUAUGACUUCUAUUAACGAAGUUAGUUCGUUACCUAAAACAAAGAAACCUUCUGACAGUGCAUUUAAGCAGCAACGUUUACCUGCUUGGCAACCAAUACUUACAGCUGGGACUGUUUUACCAACAUUUUUUGUGAUUGGGAUUGCUUUUAUACCAGUUGGAGUUGGAUUGCUUUAUUUUUCUGAUCAAGUUAAAGAAUACAUUUUAGAUUAUACAGAUUGUAAUUCUACAAAUAUAUUUCGUGCAAAAGGAAUGCCUGUUAAAUGUGCGGAUAUUAUAGCAGAAGGUCAUAGUCAACCUUGUUAUUGUAAAAUAAAUUUUACUUUGCCUUCUGACUUCAAUGGAAAAAUUUAUAUGUAUUAUGGUUUGACUAAUUUUUAUCAGAAUCACAGACGAUAUGUAAAAUCAAGAGAUGAUAAUCAACUGUUAGGAAAAUUGAGUCCUGAUGUCUCUGGGGAUUGUGAACCAUUUGCUUAUGUUGGAGAAACACCUAUUGUACCAUGUGGUGCUAUUGCUAACUCAUUAUUUAGUGAUGAUUUAACAUUAUUUUCUUUAAAACACAAAGCUCCUGUACCAUUAUUAAAGACUGGUAUAGCUUGGCCCUCAGAUAAAAAUAUUAAAUUUAGAAAUCCAGAGGGUAACUUAAGAGAAGUAUUUAAGAAUUUUACAAAACCAAAAAAUUGGGAUAAAUAUAUUUAUGAGUUAGAUAAUGAAAAUGAAAGCAAUAAUGGUUUUCAAAAUGAAGACUUGAUUGUUUGGAUGAGAACUGCUGCUUUGCCUACUUUUAGAAAACUUUACCGCAGAGUAAAUCAUACAGUAGAUGGCUUCACUGAAGGUCUAGUAGCAGGGAAUUAUACACUUACUGUUAAUUAUACAUAUCCUGUGUCUGCCUUUGAUGGCAGAAAAAGAAUGAUUUUAAGCACUACUUCUCUUCUUGGUGGAAAGAAUCCUUUUCUUGGCAUUGCUUAUAUAGUUGUAGGAUGUAUUUGUUUGUUGUUAGGCAUUACAUUAUUAAUAAUACACAUCAAAUGUUCUAAAAGCAAACUAAUGUAAAGAUGACUGCAACAAAGUAUGCUUAGGGCACCGUAAUUGUUCUUUGUAACAGAGAUGAUAAAUGUGACUCCAAAUACACCAUAUCAAGAAUAAUUAUACAUAGUUGUUAUAAAAAUUGAAGAACAUUCUGGAUAUCCUGCAUUUAAUUUGUAAGUGUCAAUAUAAAAUAAUUCAGUUUAAGAUGUAUAUUUAAUAAAAAUUGUUUAUUAAUUCAUGUAUUUUUUUAGUAGAUAUUUCAAUCUAUUUUUUCUGUUAUACUUAUAUUAAUUGUUAUUUUAUAGAAGGAACAUUAUAAUUCUCUGUUGUUAUGAAGAAUAUAAAAAAUCAAUAUGUAAUGUCAACAUAGUAUUUAUGUAUGAUAAAAUAUAUAUUAUAACAUAAGAUUAUAACAUUUAUUAGGACAUAGAACGUAAGAUUGUAAGUAUUUAUAUAUAUUUUAUGUACAUGUAUUGAGAUACUCAAAGUAUAAAUCACUUUAGAAUGAUGUAAAAACAUCAAAAAAGGUAACAUACAAAUUUUCUAUAUUUUUGAAACUCUAACAAAUUAAAUAAUUUCACUGAAAAAUCAACCUGGUUAGAAACAAAUAAAAGUUAUAAAUAUGAUUUGCCACAAUAUUAGAAUAGAAACAAUAUGAUUUUUGUGUAUCUUAAUACAUUUUAAGUUUUUAUGUGUAAUACAUUAUUAUAUAGUACAUUUUCAAGUUAUAACUUAUUGUGAACUAUUUUUAGUUUUAUUCUAGUCAUUCGCAAAUGUAUAAAUAUAUGUAUAAAUAAAAGAAUCACAAUAACUUUCA
Messenger RNA from Bombus huntii, 2008 nucleotides. RefSeq names its product cell cycle control protein 50A (gene CDC50). Bases 166 to 1215 code for a protein of 349 amino acids. The record is from RefSeq and is a predicted model, not a curated record. NCBI's taxonomy places the organism in Eukaryota, Metazoa, Arthropoda, Insecta, Hymenoptera, Apidae. Gene Ontology annotation, cellular component: Golgi apparatus; plasma membrane; endoplasmic reticulum. The transcript has 5 exons.